Molecule: messenger RNA, 2050 nt
Organism: Cynara cardunculus var. scolymus (artichoke)
Lineage: Eukaryota; Viridiplantae; Streptophyta; Magnoliopsida; Asterales; Asteraceae
Product: probable inactive receptor kinase At5g67200
Exons: 2
Coding region: 1-1977 (658 amino acids)
Biological process (GO): protein phosphorylation
Molecular function (GO): protein kinase activity; protein binding; ATP binding
Source: RefSeq, a predicted model, not a curated record
AUGAGAUCAUCCUUCCUUCACAAUGCCCUUCUCAUACUCUCCUUUUACAGUUUAACUAUGGCAGCACUGAAUUCGAAUCCCUCAUCGCCGCCACAAGACGAUGGUGUAUCGUUGUUAGCGUUUAAAUCUGAAGCUGAUCCCAGUAACAAGCUUGGCUACUCCGUCGACAAGAGCUCCGCCGUCUGCAAAUGGCAGGGAGUACAAUGCCAGAUCGACGGCAAGGUCGGACGACUUGUUCUUGAGAACUUGAAUCUCGCCGGUGUUUUUGCUGCAAACACUUUGAGUCGGUUGGACCAGUUACGGGUUUUGAGUCUGCGAAACAACUCGCUCACCGGACCCAUCCCUGAUCUCGCCGGACUAGUUAACCUCAAAGCAUUGUUUCUUGAUCAUAACUACUUUUCUGGUGGUAUUCCGUCGUCAAUCUCCACCCUCCACCGCCUCCGGACUCUGGAUCUUUCUUACAACAAAUUAUCCGGUGUUAUUCCAGUUGAGUUAAGCGAUUUAGACCGAUUAAACUACCUUCGUCUCGAUUCAAAUCGUUUCAGUGGUUCGAUUCCACCGCUCAAUCAAUCAUCUCUUCAAAUCUUCAACGUUUCGAUUAAUUUUCUAACUGGUCCUGUUCCGGUGACUCCUACACUUUCUCGGUUUGGUCCGGCUUUGUUUUCGAUUAACCCCCGAUUGUGUGGUAAGAUCGUUCGCACAGAAUGCGGUUCGGGCGGACCAUUUUUUGGCAAAAAUUCGACCACGAAUCAGCCAUCAUCGUCGCCUCCGGUGGUGGCGAGUGGCCAAAGCGCACAAGUACAGCCGGAGAUCGGUGGUUUUACAAAUUCGAACUCUACAAAGCAAAAACGACUUGGAUUGAUCGUUGGUUUCUCCGCCGGAUUGUUCUUAUUGGUUACUUCCGUUUUAUGUAUAAUAAUGUUGAUUAAGACGUCGGAGAAGAAGAAGAGAAAGAGUACUGUUACGAAGCGUGAAAUGAUGGAGAUGGCGGAGGCGGCGGAUGCGGCGGCAGAGGUGAUGAGAAUGGAGGAUGCCAACGAGUUGGAAAAGAAGGUGAGAAAGCUGCAUCAAGGGAUUGCAUUGAAAAAGAGUGGGAAUCUGGUGUUCUACACCGGCGAAUCGCAACUGUACACGGUGGAGCAGCUGAUGAGGGCGUCGGCGGAGCUGCUAGGCAGCGGAUCAGUGGGGACGACGUACAAGGCGUUGCUGGACAACGGUGUGAUCCUGUGCGUGAAGCGGUUAGAUGCCUCGAGAUUGGCCGGAACCACCAAUGAGGCGUUUCAGAGACACAUGGAGGUGGUAGGUACGCUGCGCCACCCAAAUGUGGUGGCGCUCAGAGCUUAUUUUCAGGCGAAGGAAGAGAAGCUUCUUGUUUACGAUUACCAGCCAAACGGAAGUCUCUUCUCACUCGUUCACGGUUCAAAGUCGACAAUGGCAAAGCCGCUGCACUGGACGUCCUGUUUGAAAAUAGCAGAAGAUGUAGCACAAGGGGUUUCUUAUCUCCACCAAGCAUGCAGCCUCGUCCAUGGCAAUCUUAAAUCAUCCAACGUCCUUCUCGGCUCCGAUUUCGAAGCCUGUCUCUCCGACUACUGCCUCUCCUCCCUCUUCCACCACCUCCCAGAUGACGGCGACGGCGACCCCUACAAGGCACCAGAAACAGGCACAGACGAUGAACCAACCACCAAAUCGGACGUUUACUCAUUUGGGGUUUUAUUGUUUGAGUUACUGACAGGGAAAAGUGCGUCGGAGCAGCCAGAUUUGUUGCCGGAUGAUGUGGUGAAGUGGGUGAGGUCGAGUAGGGAUAGUAAUGGUGGCGGAGGCAUGGCGGAAAAGCCACUGGAAAUGAUUACAGAGGUGGCGAUAGCGUGUACGGUGAGGUCACCGGAGCUGAGACCCACCAUGUGGCAAGUAAUAAAGAUGCUACAAGAGAUAAAAGAAGCUGCGAUAAUGGAGGAUUGUGGAAUUGUGACCUCAUAGUCAUAGUCAUAAAGCCAUAGGAGACGGGUGAAUGGCAAGAAAGAAUUUGUUUUUAACUGCAUUUAUAGUUACA